UUGUAGCGUUGAGCAGGUUACAGAGAAGCGCCAAAAGUCGUCCAAAUCCCGCGUGGUGUAAAGGAUAAUUUUUUUUUUCAUAUUGUUAGUCGCGUUCCGGAAUAGGGCAGGCGGAAGUGAUAGUUGGUUUCAUUGGCAGAAAGUGUAAUAAUUUAAUAAAGGAUUUAUUUUCGGUUUCUACCGAAACCGUUUUUGAUCGCAACAAAAUCCGUAAUUCGAACAAUAUCACGCAGAUUGUCAUAAAAAAAGCUUUUAUUCCGCGAGUAAUUGUAUUUUUUAAAUUUGAUAAAAAUGACAGAACAAGUGGAUUAGGCCUGAAGCGUGUGGUUGGUGAUAACAAAAAUCUGCGCCAAAUUGCCUACAUAGAGUUUUAUGGUGAAUUCCAGUGUCAAGAGGAAAAUGAAAAUGACUAGUGGCACGAUUCGCCACCGAGUACAGGUUGUUUUCGUAGUGGUCUUUGUGCUGUGUUUCUGUUUAGACUGUGUUAAAGGCGGUUGCCUCAGCUACGGUCACUCCUGCUGGGGUGGACACGGUAAACGGUCCGGUCCACCUGGGCGAACUAUCGUCGCUCGAACCAUCCCGGCACCGCCAAUAUCCACACCGGAUCUACUGUGGCCCAACAUCGAACAGAGAAAUCCGCCUGGGAGUAAAGGGUCCGCCUACGAGAUUCAAAGUGCCGCUUACUACCAACCGAUGAAUCGACUCUUUCGACUUCCGCCCGCAACUAUGAUGGAUCUACUCGAUUCCGAUGUGACAGGUUCAUCGUCAUCGGCUUCCGGCGAAAAUGAUGUGGAAUCGGAAAAAUCAAACGCUGACGACGCCGAAAGCGUUGUUGAAGUUGGAUCCCCGAAAAUCCCCGAUCUCAACGACAUCAGAGAGGAAAGUUUACGUAUGCGUCAGCAGCGCCGAAAAACGGCCGCUCUUCUGAAAACGGUUGCUGGACCCGAAUCGGGUGAUUCGGAUGAAGAAAGUUUUGGACGAUUGUUUAUGAACACCGGUGGUGGGCGUGAAAGCAAUAACAACAAUCUACUGAAGCUGCUAGGUUCCAAACCACAUCGGAAGUACGGUCGAAGUUCGUAAGCUGCGUGGAAUGCAAGUAACUGAUAAUACGUUUUUUUUCUUUUUCGUCGCUAUCCGGGGUGACGGUCGUUUCCGCGAGGCGAAAAGUUUAUAAUCGUUAUUACUACCGUAGAAUUAGUGAUACUAUAUUGAUGACACGUGCAGAUGCGAGUGCUGCCCACCGUUAGGCUGGAAGCUGGGCAGGACUCGCGUGCACUCGGGACAUUUCUCCUAACUAUGAUGCAUAUGUCACACAUUGGGGGCUGAUUAAUAUCUAUACAUUCUAGAAAACGUGCAUGAGUGGCUAUUAUGUAAAAUAUAGCACGAUUAUUACUAAUCGAGCAAAAUAUUAGAAUCUUGCAGUUUGGCGAAAGAUUGCAAAUACUGUACAUAAACAGUUUAGAUGCUAGGAA
This is a messenger RNA of Topomyia yanbarensis, 1472 nucleotides long. RefSeq lists its product as uncharacterized. The transcript is spliced from 4 exons. Lineage: Eukaryota; Metazoa; Arthropoda; Insecta; Diptera; Culicidae. The record is from RefSeq and is a predicted model, not a curated record. The coding region runs from base 373 to 1080 and encodes 235 amino acids.